This is a messenger RNA of Oncorhynchus masou masou (cherry salmon), 8700 nucleotides long. RefSeq names its product ral guanine nucleotide dissociation stimulator-like. Bases 1808 to 4219 code for a protein of 803 amino acids. The transcript has 17 exons. The record is from RefSeq and is a predicted model, not a curated record. Gene Ontology annotation, cellular component: plasma membrane. Gene Ontology annotation, biological process: Ras protein signal transduction; positive regulation of GTPase activity. NCBI's taxonomy places the organism in Eukaryota, Metazoa, Chordata, Actinopteri, Salmoniformes, Salmonidae. Gene Ontology annotation, molecular function: guanyl-nucleotide exchange factor activity.
UCGACAACCAGCUGGCGGGGAGAGCGACUGAUUAUUCUGCCCGCCCGGGACUACACCAAGGAACAACACUGGGACAAUUUUGAGAAUUAAUGAUUUUAUGCUUGCUUCGGGGCUCAGAAAUGACAAUCCGCUCCGGCGCAGGGUAUGCUGCGAAAUUGAGGUAAAGCCCAAGACACAGGCAUCCCAGCCUCGUCAAUAACAGCUCGUGGGUACCGAAGCAUUCCAAUUUCAUUGGCUAACAUCGUGCGUUGUGGAUGCCAGUGAUUUUUCGUUUACUUGUACAUGUCGUUUAUUUGUACAUGUCCACCUUUCUCGUUCUGUAUUUAAAUGCGUCUGCUUGGCUAAGACAGGACUCGCUUCUCACCAUGCUAUUUAUGGGGUUAGUAUUUUUUUCUCAACGGAACAGCCAACACCUCAGAGGCAUAUGAAGGAGGGAUAUGACAACGAUUCCACACAUCCCGAAGGAGUCUGCUCAGAGAAGAAUAUGAAAAAGCAAGACAUUGGAGAGACCAUCCAUUUUGUGUCAGGAGAAUAUUUUGAUGAAGGAGACACUGGGAUAAUUAUAGAAACGGGAGCCUCUGGAUAUACAUAUAUCGACAUGGGGAGCACCCAGCUCUGAAAAUACAUGUUGGGCUUAUUAAUUGUAUGAUUAUAAUGACUAUAGGCUAAUGGUUGGAACAUAUCCAAAACAAAAUCAUAAAAAUGUGAUGGCAUCUUGUCGGGAAAAAUGCAAUAGGAAAAGAUGACCCAGAAAUCGGAAUCGCCCUGUCAUCCAUCUGUGCCUUCAGCAUCAUGUUAUGAGGUGGAGUGGCUGCGAGAGAAUAUCAAUUGAAUUGUACAUGGAUAUCGCUGAUUUCUAGCCCUAUGCCGUUUUUUAAAUUCAUAUUUCAUAAUGUAACUGACUUUUACAUAUUUAUUUCAAGGCCAACAUUGAAUUAUUGUGUCUAUCGGGAUCGUAUCCAUUCCACUUGGUCUCCAAGUGUCAAAUUAAAUUCAUCUAAUUGAGAAUUUAAAGGGCGCAACCUCGAUAUAAUCAAGAGUUAUUUUUCGAACCAAGCAAACAUCCCGUUUCACACAGAUAGGGGGGAAGGUACCAGUAACAGAAAAGUCGCUGGUUCGAAUCCCCGAGGCGACUAGGUGAAACAUCUGUCGAUGUGCCCUUGAGCAAGGCACGUAACCUUAAUUGGUCCUGUAAGUGGCUCUAAAUAACAGCGUCAGAUACAUUACUAAACUGUAAAUAUAGAUACUGCAUAUAACUGAUUUGAAUAUAUGGCCUAUCCAUGCAUGAAGAGAAGGUCGUUUGUUUUUUAUUCUAAUAUUGACCCACUGUGAUCUAUUUUUCUAUUUUUCUCAAUGUUAUUUGUCCAUGCUCCGCCACAAAUUUCUGGAUAAAAAAUCGGACUGCGGGUUUAUCACCCUGAAUAGAAACCAUAUGUGGCCCACUUGAUUUGAAACAAGUGUCUUUUCCAUUACUGAGGAUAUUUUUCUUACUCGGCCAUUAGUCUAACUUUCAAGUGCGAUAAGCUUUUUUAAUGCUUGCAGUCUGAUUUUUAGUGAGUGCCAUCAACAGAGGUGGAAUUGAUGACACAUCUGUACACCGCUGUUGUAUUCCGAGGAUAUUGCACUGUACAAGCCACGAGCACUAGGCUAUUACAGUCACGGGGAAUUCGACACGUUUCAAGUGCGCUGUCAGUGGGUUUUUGGCUGUUUCGCUCGAAAUGUGGAGAGUUUUAUUGUAGGAGUGCCUCACGACGCGUCGAGAUUUGCCAGGAAAAGAAAAGGAAGGGGAUAUGAAUCCAAGAAGAAGAUGAUGAUGAUGAUGCUGGAUACACAGAAUACGACCCAGGAGAUCGGUGAGGAGGUGGAGGACGGGGCGGUGUACACCAUCACCCUGCGGAAGGUUCAGAUGCUCCACCACCACCACCAUCCUGGCCAUCACAGUGGCGGCAGCGGGGCUAGUAAGGGCCAGCGCUGGCUGGGUGUAGAGACUGACGCGGCCCUCAGCCUGUACGAGACGUGCAAGGUGCGCACCAUCAAGGCAGGCACGCUGGAGAAGCUGGUGGAGUACAUGGUCCGGGGCAACGAUUCCACCUACGUCACCAUCUUCCUCUGCACCUACCGCUCCUUCACCGCCACCAAGCAGGUCCUGGACCUACUGCUCAACAGGUAUGCCAAACUCCAGCUUGGAUCAGAGGGCCACAGACUGACUCACGACGAUCGUACAGAACUGAGGAACACAAUAUCCUCCAUCUUGGGGGCGUGGCUGGACCAGUAUUCUGAGGACUUCUGGAAGCCUCCGGAGUACAGCUGCCUGCGACGGCUAAUCUCCUACCUGCACCUCAACUUCCCAGGAUCGGACCUGGAACGCCGCGCCUGCAACCUCCUGACACACUUCCACCGCCGACAGCUCCAGGAGCCCGAGCACGAGUUGCUGGACCAUGGUGGCUAUCCGUUCACCCUACUGGAGGAGAAUGGCUACGAGGAUGAGCAGCUGGACUUCCUGAACUUUGACCCAGCGGUGGUGGCCGAGCAGUUCACCCUCAUGGACGCGGAGCUCUUUAAAAAGGUGGUUCCCUACCACUGUCUGGGGAGUAUUUGGUCGCAGCGGGAUAAGAAGGGCAAGGAACACCUGGCCCCCACCAUCCGUGCCACCGUCACCCAGUUCAACUGCGUCACCAACUGUGUCAUCGCCACAUGCCUGAGCGAGCGCUCGCUCAAACCCACGCAGCGCGCCAAGCUGGUGGAGCGCUGGAUCGAAGUUGCCAGGGAGUGUCGAAUCCUGAAGAACUUUUCUUCACUGCGGGCUAUCCUCUCUGCUCUGCAGUGCAACCCGGUCCACCGGCUGAAGAGGACAUGGGACGAGGUGUCCAGGGAGAACUUCCGCAUCUUCCAUGAGUUGUCAGAAAUCUUCUCUGACGAGAAUAAUCAUUCGCUCAGCAGAGAGCUGCUCAUUAAGGAAGGCACGUCCAAAUUCGCCACCCUGGAAAUAAACCCCAAACGAGCCCAGAAGAGACAGCAGCAACCCCGAGACCUGAGUGUGAUGCAGGGGACCAUUCCCUACCUGGGCACUUUCCUUACAGACCUAGUCAUGAUGGACACAGCCAUGAAGGACUACCUGGACGGAGGGCUGAUCAAUUUUGAGAAGAGGAGGAAGGAGUUUGAGGUGAUUGCCCAGAUCAAGCUUCUGCAGCUGGCCUGCAACAACUAUAACUUCACCCGAAACAAGCGUUUCCGAGAGUGGUUCUCCGGUGUGGACAAACUCACAGAGGCUGAGAGUUACAGCCAGUCAUGUGAGAUCGAGCCAUUGUCAGAGUCAGCCUCCAACACUCUCAAGAAGAAGAACACAGGAAUCAUCAAACGCUGGAGCGAUCGCCAGCCUGCCAGCUCGGAGCCAGGCUGCAGCAGUGCGGGCAGCUCCCACUCCAAGUCCUUUGACCAGCUGCGUUACGCCCCCUGCCUGGGGGGCUCGGGUGGAGGUGGAGGGGGUGAUGGAGCGGACUCCCUGAGUGUCACCUCCGCUGGCUCCAGCAGCUCCGAUGUGGAGGAGAUCAAUAUCAGCUUCAUCUCCGACUCACCCGAUGUCCACGAGCGAAAGACCUCCACGCCUUCCGUAAAACAUUCCAAUUCCACAUUAGGGAAGUGCGGCCCCUUGCCUGACCUGGCACCCACGUUCUGGGAGUCCACCUCUCUGUCCUCCUUGGAUGCCUCUGGUCUGGGCUCUGGCUCGGGCUCCAGUAGCGCCUCCUCCUCCUCCAUGUCCUCCACGCCAGUGGCGGGUGCGGGCUCCCGCUCACACAAGCGCUCCGUGUCGGGCGUGUCCAGCUACUCGUCGCUGUCACUGCCCCUCUACAACCAGCAGGUGGAUGACUGCUGCAUCAUCCGUGUCAGCCUGGACGUGGACAACGGCAACAUGUACAAGAGCAUCCUGGUGACCAGUCAGGACAAGACGCCGGCGGUGGUCAGGAAGGCCAUGGUGAAACACAACCUGGACCGGGAGAGAGCGGAGGAUUACGAACUGCUGCAGAAGAUCUCUGAGGAGAAAGAGCUGAAGAUUCCAGACAAUGCCAAUGUUUUCUAUGCCAUGAACUCUUCGGCCAACUACGACUUUGUCCUGAAGAAACGCGGCUUCCCCAAGGUGGGCCGGACCAAGCACGUGGCCAGCUCCACCCUGCCGCGAAUGAAGCAGAAAGGCCUGAAAAUUGCAAAGGGCAUCUUCUGAGGGGCAAUGCCAUGUCACCAGAAACCCUCACCCACCUCCCUGCUUCCUGCUGGGCCUUCUGGGUGCCACCCCUGCUGUGCCAUGGUAGAGGGGCCUGUUACCAGCUUGGCCGUGUUCAGCAUCUGAGCGUGAAAGCCUCAGAGGACUAAUAAAGCUGAAUGGAAUGGAAAUCCCUAUUGGCCAAUGAACUUGCACUCAACUCCAUUUUGCGAGGCAGGUGACUGUCCUUGUGGAAGUAGUGACUCUGUGUGGAUGCUAUGUAUGCUUACCCACAUCUGACCCCUCUCCCAGGUGUUUCCUAACCAGGCUACAACCCAUGUUCAGGUCACUUCCUGUGAGUCCACAUCACUUCCUGUUAGCUUCACAGCUCUCUGUGGAUGCCCUAAUCGAGAGGGGAAAACCUGAGUAAAAAUAUAACUAUGUCAUCUAGGUGCGUAGGAAAAUGAAUUCCUCCCCUCUGAAGGAGUUACACUCCCUCUAGUUUCUAUAGACCUCUCCCUCAGCAAAGGUUCAGGUACUAUUUUUUUACAAUCCUUUCUAGACUACCAUCAACUGCAUCUGUUUCUUUCAUGUUCCGCGACACGCGGACUGAGACAGAUGGACAGAUGCUCAGUACUGCCAGCUAGCGGAGGGAAACGCGUUCCAACGAACCACUAAAAGGAUUUUGGGAGAGAAAGGCCCCUACUGGAUAGAUACAUUGGGUUGUUAACCAAUCAUCAGAAACUUUACUCCUUUUAACUUCUCACUGCUAAUGGGAACAUGUCCAGUUUGUUAAACUAACACUAUUCACACAAAUAGGGCAUUAUUAUUACUACAAACAUUCAAUAAUAGCUAAUUUGGUCACUGCUUUGAUGCGGCGGCACUCUGCAUUUGUGCAUUGCGUCUUAUUUCUCCAAGUGGUGCUAACAGACAAUGAAAUGCUACAGCCAGCCCGCUCCCUCCCUCCCUCCCUCCCCUUUUAUUUCAUGCCUGAUGUCUUUCAGUUUCACACUAGAGUUUGAGAGAGAGGCUCUCUCCUGACAUGAAGGAGUAGGCAGCCAUGAGGGCUCAAUGAUGAUGGUUCAUGGAAAUAGUGCAACUGAGGCAUCCAGCAUGCAUUUUGGUUCAGUAUUUGUAUUUGUAUUUGUUUUAAUGGGUGCAUUUCUGGGAAGCCAAAAAAAGUGAUGUGGCCAGUUAGAGUACAUUAUGGUGACCUGAAAUGCACAUUAUGGUGACCUGAAAUGCACAUUAUGGUGACUUGAAAUGCACAUUAUGGUGACCUGAAAUGCACAAAGUCGGGCGGCCAUUGCGGCUCAAACACGAUGGCACUAAAUGGCUUCUCCUCGAUUGGCAAUGCCUUAGAGAGUAGAACUGCCUACAUGUGAGCCGAAUGGCACAAAAUGGCUGUUGUUGGCAUGGUGACCACUCCCUCAGAUCAUCAAGAAAGUUAGCUCCGAGCCAUUUGAUGGACCCCAAUGUGUGCUAGACCCUCUUGUCAAUGACUUGCAGGAGGAGAGAAAUGUAUGUAAAAGGACACUCUGCUCCCUUUUAACUAGAAGUGCGUUUGUGGAAAGUACUCAAGCACUCGGAGAGAGAGAUGUAUGUUGUAUUGUGAAACGAAGCGUGGUUUUUAAAUGUCCAGUCUUUUUGUUCCCUAUAGUGUAACGAAGAAGAAACGAGAAUGAAAGGACUGUCCCUUUUGUUUGCUCCCUUCCUUUCAUCACAAGGCCUUUCAUCCUUGUGUACCAGGGUUGGAGGUCAACUUCAUUUCAAUUCAGUUAAAUCAGCAGAUAAAUGAAAAAGAGGAAGAGAAAGUACAACUCAACUAAAACAUUGUCAACUCCACGUGUGCCAAAGACCGGUGGACUAUGAUGAAGUAUGAGGUGGUUUUGGGAGCAUUGAGAUUGGAAGUGGAGGGAGUGAGUUUGCCUGCUGUUGAAAGGCUCAGAAGUUGUGUGAUUCUUUGUGUAUGAGAUGAGUCCUUGGUUUGUAGUACCCCAUGUCUAUCCAUUUCCUACAGUAUUGCAGCACUUUGGAUCAAACCUAAUAACAGCAGCCAUGACAGUAGUGUUGUGGAUUACAGUGUUAAAACUCAAGCCUUUGCUCAAAGAGUUUUCUGAAACUAGUGACUUUUUGACUGUGACCGUGUCACACUGAGUACGGUUACAUGCACACAAUAAUACAAUUAUUGUGAAUAGUCAAAUUAAUAUAAUAGUUUGAUUAAAACGUUUACAUGCUUUGCAAGAAUAAAUGAUUUCCCUCAUACUUGUGUUUACAUGGAGCCAUCUGAAAUCAGACAACCUGGUGGGACUUUGAUAAAUGCAGAAUAUCAGCAAUCAAAAUAAACGUUCUACCACAGCGACCAUGUUAUCUUUGUAAAGCAUAGUUGAUUCUGAGUUUGGACAUACAAUGUUUAUGUGAAAACGACUUCUAAGAUGUGUACUUUAGGUUUUUCCUAACUCACUUCACUCGUGCAAAACAAGGAAGCUCGCCCUGCUUGCGCUGACACACGCACAGACACAGAUCAAACACAUCGCUAUAACUGAUUAAAGCGUUUACAUGUCCUACAUUUUUUAAGGAUGUCUCAGAAAAUCAGGUGUUUUAAUUGGCGUAUGCUUACUUCGAAUAUGGCCGUAUGCCGAUUAAGAUGAGCAGAGUAAGGUGUUUACAUGACUAAUGCCAUACAUACUCAGCCUUCUGCCAUAAUCAGUUUAACAUCAAAUUAUUCAUGUGCUUGUAACCGUACACAAUGUGUCAUGUGCAAGACAGUAAAUGUUCUAAUAGGGACAUGGGAUUGCAUCUCUAUCAGAGGGCACAUCUAAACUGGCUAUACUUCAUUUUUAUAGCCUUUUUACACUAUUGUGCUAACCUGAACCGUAGUGUGCUGGCUCGAUCUGAUAUUUUCUUUUGACAUGGUACGUAACCAGGCCAACGCAGUACAGCUUGGCUCAGCUCAGUACAGCAAAAAGGGUAUGUCAAAUGCCACAUAAAUCCUAUAACACGCCACAGCAAUCGUCAGACUACAUUUCACAACAAACGCGUGAUGUGCCUAACAGUAAAGCCAUGGAAAUGGUUUCAUGUGCUAUGAUGAUCGUGUUUCACAUGUCAGUUAUCAGAAACAUGGGUGGUCAUAUUUAUCGCAUGUUAGUACUGCAUUAUGAAUGCAUUACGUCAGUAUAAUAUAAGUGAAGUGAGUUUCAUGCUUUCAAGUGUGCUGGUUGGUGGUGGUGUUGAAAAGGACGCUGUAUGUUUGUGGAUGUUGGGGUCCGGUAGUCUACUGUGAUUACAUGUGAUUUGCUGGACUUCAUAUUAGUGGUGUUGAUGGAAGUUGCCCCUAAGCCCUGAUUCAAGGUCAGCGUCUAUUUCUACAUCCUAUUAACAAGCUUAGGAUUUGUGUUGGGAAAGCUGAACCUGGAUCUGCAGUUAAAUACUUUUUGUGGUUGAUCAAUGAGUGAGUGAGAGAUGGAUUCUUUAACUGGAGAUCCUUAAACUUUUGUGAAAAAUCAUGCAUUUGUGUCAAUGGGAGAUUUACACUUAAGUUUCCAGUUAAUGUCAGUAAACGUUCAUCCCGGAUUGUGUGCUUAUCUUUAUUUUUUGCUAAUGUCUUUGUGCCCUCCCCAGCUACCCAGCCUAUCUACACUGAGUGUACACAACAGUAGGAACACUUUCCUAAUACCGAGUUGCACACCCCUUUUGCCCUCAGAACAGCCUCAAUUCGUUGGGGCAUGGACUCUACAAUGUGUUGAAAGCGUUCCACAGGGAUGCUGGCCCAUGUUGACUACAAUGUUUGUCACAGUUUCAAGUUGGCUGGAUGUCCUUUUGGUGGUGGACCAUUCUUUAUACACACAGGAGACUGUUGAGCUUGAAAAACUCAACAGCGUUGCAGUUUUUUGACACACUCAAACCGAUGCACCUGGCACAUACUACCAUACCCCGUUCAAAGGCACUUAAAUAUUUUGUCUUGCCCAUUCACCCUCUGACUGGCACACAUACACAAUAAAUGUCUCAAUUGUGUCAAUGCUUAAAAAUGCUUCUUUAACCUGUCUCCUCCCCUUCAUCUACACUGAUUUGAAGUGGAGCUUUCAACUGGAUUCACAAGGUCAGUCUGUCAUGGAAAGAGCAGGUGUUCUUAAUAUUUUGUACACUCAGUGUAUAUAUCAGAGGUGGAGAGGGGGAUCUGACAAAAAGAUGUCAGCAUUUCAGGUUUCACAAAUGCUAGUCUGUGUGUGUACGUGACACACACACUCUUCUGUGUCUAUUGUAAAUGAAGGGCCAAAGACUGCACCUCUCCACCUAUCUCUCUAAGUUAGUCCCUCAGAAACCCAGACUGAUCAGGAAUAUGUCACCUUGCCUCAACCUCUCACAAUGAUCAUCCUUAAAACCUUUGUGCCAUCGCUCUCCGUCACUGUCAAAGGCUCUGAACGUUCUAACGAUUACCUGUUCAGUGUUUUUUCUAUGUUCUUUUUGUAUUUUUUGUAUAUUAAAAGACUCAAUGUCCUUUG